This is a messenger RNA of Vicia faba (fava bean), 982 nucleotides long. Lineage: Eukaryota; Viridiplantae; Streptophyta; Magnoliopsida; Fabales; Fabaceae. The record is from the annotation of a GenBank genome assembly.
CUCCGGCCACCGCAGUCCCGGUCACCGCCUUCCGUUCCAUCACUCUCUCUGUCUCACCUCUUUCUUUCUCAGAAAUAUGCCUUCUCAGAAGGUUGAAACCGGUCAUCAAGACACAGUGCACGAUGUUGCGAUGGAUUAUUAUGGAAAGAGGCUGGCGACAGCUUCUUCGGAUCACACAAUUAAGAUAAUUGGGGUGAGCAAUUCGGCCUCUCAGCAUCUAGCAACUCUGACUGGUCACCAAGGGCCUGUUUGGGAGGUUGCGUGGGCUCAUCCUAAGUUUGGAUCUCUGCUGGCUUCGUGUUCCUUUGACGGGCGUGUUAUUCUUUGGAAGGAGGGUAACCCGAACGAGUGGAUACAAGCUCAUGUAUUUGAUGACCAUAAGUCGUCUGUGAAUUCAGUUGCUUGGGCGCCUCAUGAAUUGGGUCUUUGUUUGGCUUGUGCUUCGUCUGAUGGGAAUAUAUCGGUGUUCACUGCAAGAGCAGAUGGUGGAUGGGACACGUCGAGAAUUGAUCAAGCUCAUCCAGUUGGUGUCACUUCUGUGUCUUGGGCUCCUUCAAUGGCGCCAGGUGCUCUUGUUGGUUCAGGGUUACUUGAUCCUGUGCAGAAGCUUUGUUCUGGUGGUUGUGACAAUACUGUUAAGGUGUGGAAGCUUAGCGAUGGACAGUGGAAGAUGGACUGCUUCCCUGCACUUCACAUGCAUAAUGAUUGGGUUCGAGAUGUUGCUUGGGCGCCAAAUUUGGGACUUCCUAAAUCUACUAUUGCUAGCGCAUCGCAGGAUGGGAAAGUGAUCAUAUGGACUGUAGGCAAAGAAGGGGAUCAUUGGGAAGGAAAAGUUUUGCAUGAUUUCAAGACCCCUGUUUGGAGGGUGUCAUGGUCUUUGACAGGAAAUAUACUGGCUGUGGCGGAUGGAAAUAACAAUGUGACAUUAUGGAAAGAAGCAGUCGAUGGGGAAUGGCAACAGGUGACAACAGUGGAGCCUUAG